This is a messenger RNA of Amphibalanus amphitrite, 1930 nucleotides long. RefSeq names its product nuclear pore complex protein DDB_G0274915-like. Lineage: Eukaryota; Metazoa; Arthropoda; Thecostraca; Balanomorpha; Balanidae. The record is from RefSeq and is a predicted model, not a curated record. The transcript is spliced from 3 exons. The coding region runs from base 40 to 1644 and encodes 534 amino acids.
GAGCAGUGUUCCGCGGCGGGUCCGUGGCAGCGAUACAGGAUGCAGGAGCUGGCUCUCCUCUCACUGUUGGCGCUGGCGUCGGCGGCGCCGCAGCGCUACGACAACCGCCUCUCGUACGCCUCGGUCGGCACCCCUAUCGUGCUCGGCUCGCAGUCGUACAGCGGCGGCUCGCCGUCGUACGGCGGCGGCUCCAGCUACGGCGGCGCCCAGCUGCUGCGCGCGGGGCAGUUCGGCUCCGGGUACAACUCAGGCUACUCGGCCGGCGUCAGCCAGAGGCUGGUCACCGGGGGCUCCGGCGGCUACAGCCAGCCGGUCACCAGUCAAAGGCUGGUGACUGGUGCCUCGAGCCGCGCGCCCGUCAUGAGUCAGAGACUGGUGUCGGCUGCGUCCAGCCACGUGAGCUCACCUGUGAGGAGCCAGAGGCUGGUCAGCAGGCCGUCGAGCCAUUCCAGCUCGCCGGUGACCAGUCAGAGGAUGGUGACCGGUGCCUCCAGCCAUGUGAGCUCACCGGUCAGGAGCCAGCGUCUGGUGAGCGGCACGUCCAGUCACAGCAGUGCACCCGUCACCAGUCAACGACUGGUCAGCGGCGGACACAGGAGCUUCGGCAGCCACAGCGGCGCCACGGCAGCUCCCACCCAGCCUCCCAGCAGCGUCUCCAGCUUCUCAGGCAGCUUCUCCAGCUCGCCGAGUUCCUCUAGUCGCUUCUCCAACUCCCGCAGAAACUCCGGAGGAUUCUCCAACUCCCUCGGAUCCUCGGGCUUCUCAAACUCCCUGGGUAGCUCCAGCGGGUUCUCGAACUCAAUCAGGAGCCCCUCCAGUGGAUAUUCCAACUCCCUGGGUAGCGGCUUCUCCAAGCCUCGCUUGAGCUCUUCGCGAGGUUUCUCCGGCUCCAACAGCUUCCCUACAUCUCCCAGCAGCUCCUCUGGUGGUUUCUCCACCUCUCCCAGAAGCUCUACUGCCUUCACUACGUCUCCCAGCAGCUCUACCGCCUACACCACGUCUCCCAGGAGCUCAGUCCCCACCUACUCCACUACUUCAUCCCCUGUGGCAACUUCUUCGGGCUCUGGCGGUCCGCCUCCCUCCUUCCUUACCACACCCUCCCCGCCUCCCUCCACCAGCAGCGGGCUGACGGGACCCAGCUUCCCCAGUGCUCCCACUCGCCGGCCCAGCUUCGUGGGCUCCGGUGGUGGGCCACCCAUCUCUAUCAAACCCCGGCCGGCCGCGGACACCAAGCUGUCGACUGCGUCGACCCCUGAUUUGGGCGACCUGGCGCAGCUUUCGACCACAGAGAGUGUGCCGAUUGGCGGCGCGCGGAGCCAGCAGCCCAUUGGUGGCAUUGACCUCGAGAGUCUGGCCCGGAUGACUGAGGGCGAGCCGCUGACGGCUGAGCAGGCGCAGAUCCUCUUCGAGUCGGAGCAGAUCCACAUGCUCCUUGGAGGCGGACUGGGCGCCGAGCCGAGCGGCGUGAGCAGCGUCAAGCGGGAGACGAACCCGUUCGAGACCGGCUCGUUCGAUAAGAUCAUGAGCGGCCUGUUCGGCAGCGGCUCCGUCCCUCCGAUCUCGCUGCCGAUGAAGUCCCUACCCCCGGGCCUGCUUCCGUCCAGUCCCGAAUUUGCGGGGCGCCCUGUCACAUUUAGCAAAUAAGGUGUGAUUGUGCUCGAGUCAGCUCUCUGUGUGUCGUUUGAUUUGUUUCCAAAUGACAGUGAUUUGUCUUGACAAAUGUGUGUAGCAUUAAUUAAUAAAGUAUUCGAGCAUGUUGUGUUGUAAAGUCAAAUGUCAUGUGAUAAAGAAUACAAAUGAUAUUGUGCAAAGGACGCGACGAAUGUUUUGACAAACAUUGCUUGGACUGUGAAUACCGCCUACUCCUCGCUUAUGGGAGAGCUCAGAGCUAUAUUUCACUUGAGAAGGAAUAACUUUGAACACUGACCCA